AUAAACGAAGAAAUGAAUAGAUUCAUUAUAUUGGCGUUGUUCUUGAACGUGGCGAUGGCACAAGUUCCUUUUGUUUGCGAUUUUGUGUGCACACCUGAGAUACUAGAUUCGUGCCCUGUUCUGGAUUGCGGACCAAACGAAUCGCCGCAGCAUAAACCCGGAACGUGCGACUGCUGCAAUGUAUGCUUGCCCAAUAAAGGAUCAGACUGUAAAGUUGACUGUAGCACUGAUCAGUGCCCGCAGAUAAAAUGUGCUACAGGUUAUGAAUCAUAUAAACCUCCUUGUGAAUGCUGUAAUGAGUGCAGAAAAAUUGAAAGCCCUUCCUGUAAUGUUAAUUGUAGUACUGUAAGUUGCGCAUAUGUUGAAUGUGAUUCAGGUUAUGAAUCGUACACACCUCCUUGUGAAUGCUGUAAUAAAUGCAGGAAAAUUAUAACAUCCCCUGGUCCAGAAGUUUGCGAAGAGAUCGAUUGUAACGGAGAAGAAUGUAAAAUAGUUGACUGCAUUGCAGGUUACGUGCCUGCAAGGUCUGAGUGUGGUUGUUGCGACAAGUGUGUACCGGAAAAAAAUACUUGCAGUAAAAACGAAGUUUAUACUGAAUGCGGGUCUGCAUGUCCCAUAACUUGUGCCAACUUGGGAAAAGAUCAAGCCUGCACUGCACAAUGUGUCACAGGUUGCUUCUGUCAAAAAGGAUUAGUUAGAAAUGAUCAGGGUGAAUGUGUUGACCCAAAUCAGUGUCCAAAACCACCAUCAAAGACUUGUGGUAAACACGAAGUUUAUACUAAAUGCGGCUCUGCAUGUCCCCUAACUUGUGCCAACUUAGGAAAAGAUCAAGCCUGCACUGCACAGUGUGUCGAAGGUUGUUUCUGUCAAGAAGGAUUAGUUAGAAAUGACUACGGUCAAUGUGUACACCCAAAUCAGUGUGCAAAACAUACCUGCGGUAAAAACGAAGUUUAUUCUGAAUGCGGCUCUACUUGUCCCCAAACUUGUGCCAACUUAGGAAAUAAUGAGGUCUGCACUUCACAAUGUGUCAAGGGUUGUUUCUGUCGUGAAGGAUUAAUUAGAAAUGACGAGGGUGUAUGUGUACAACCAAAUCAAUGUCCAAAACAUACUUGCAGUAAAAACGAAGUUUAUACUGAAUGCGGGUCUGCAUGUCCCAUAACUUGUGCCAACUUGGGAAAAGAUCAAGCCUGCACUGCACAAUGUGUCACAGGUUGCUUCUGUCAAAAAGGAUUAGUUAGAAAUGAUCAGGGUGAAUGUGUUGACCCAAAUCAGUGUCCAAAACCUUUCUCAGCACCUUCAGAAACGUGCGGUAAAAACGAAGUUUACAGUGAAUGUGGCUCUACAUGUCCCAAAACUUGUGCCAAUUUAGGAAAAAAUCAAGUCUGCUCUUUUCUAUGCGUCAAGGGUUGUUUUUGUCAAGAAGGAUUAGUUAGAAAUGACAAGGGUGAAUGUGUACACCCAAAUCAGUGUCCAAAACGUUUCUCAGCACCUUCAGAAACGUGCGGUAAAAACGAAGUUUAUUAUGAAUGCGGCUCUGCAUGUCCCCUAACUUGUGCCAACUUGGGAAAAGAUCAAGGCUGCACUGAACAAUGUGUCAAGGGCUGCUUCUGUCGUGAUGGAUUAAUUAGAAAUGACGAGGGUGUAUGUGUACACCCAAAUCAAUGUCCGAAACGUAAGAAAAUAAUGAUUUUUUUAGAUAUAUAAAGUAAUUUUUUACAGUAAUUAAUUUUUAUUCUAGUCACAGUCGCAGUCGUAUCGGUUGGCCGAGGUGCCUAAGUUCGGUUUGGCCUUUUACCUCUGCAUCAUAAGGUGAGGAUCGUUGAGGUGGAAACCUGCAGGUUCUUGUUGCCUAAAAAUAAGUGUAGGAAUUAAUACAACGUGCAAGAUUUAACGAACUUUACGGAAACUCGAAAAAUUUUUAAUUUAAUGCAUUUUUUGGCAACAGUAAUGAAACUGAGCAUGUGUUAGUUGUAA
This is a messenger RNA of Parasteatoda tepidariorum (common house spider), 1974 nucleotides long. NCBI's taxonomy places the organism in Eukaryota, Metazoa, Arthropoda, Arachnida, Araneae, Theridiidae. The record is from RefSeq and is a predicted model, not a curated record.